Hibiscus syriacus is the source of this 1450-nucleotide messenger RNA. RefSeq names its product phenolic glucoside malonyltransferase 1-like. The coding region runs from base 35 to 1435 and encodes 466 amino acids. The transcript has a single exon. The record is from RefSeq and is a predicted model, not a curated record. Lineage: Eukaryota; Viridiplantae; Streptophyta; Magnoliopsida; Malvales; Malvaceae.
AACAACUUUCUUCUUCCCUAAAACUCUAUCAGCUAUGGCAACAUCCGAAAGCACAGUUAAAAUAUAUGAGAUCACUCGAGUCACCCCUUCACCCGAUUCACCAAACUCAGCCAACGAGUUCAGCCUCCCAGUCACUUUCUUCGAUACGUAUUGGUUCAAGUUCCCUCCCGUUCAAAGCCUAUACUUGUACCAACUCAGUGAGUCCCAUUCCACACUUUCCUAUUUCAACUCAGAAAUCCUCCCCCGACUGAAGCAAUCUCUUUCUUUCGCACUUUCUCACUACCUUCCGAUAGCCGGCUACCUGAAAUGGCCAUCGAACGCCUCCAAACCCGUCGUGUCAUACACUCCCAACGACAGUGUUAGUCUCACGGUUGCUGUAUCAAACGUAGCCAACUUUGAUACCUUAAUCAGCAAUGAAAUGCAUAAGGCAAAUGAGUUGCAUCCUUUGGCACCUCAGUUGAUUUUGUCCGACGAUAAAGCGGAAAUACUCGCUUUGCAAAUAACACUAUUCCCGGGUCGAGGAUUUUGCAUCGGCACAGCGGCGCACCAUGCGGUUUUCGACGGAAAAAUCGCGAGCAUGUUUAUGAGGUCAUGGGCUUAUCUAUGCAAAUAUGAUAAUACUAAUAACGAAUUGCCACCCGAUCUAACCCCAUCAUUCGAUAGGAGUAUCAUCAAAGAUCCAUCGGGACUGGACACACUUUUCUUGAAUCAAUGGCGAGAUAUUUUCGCUGAGUAUCAAGUGUCCAAUACGAGAAGUUUCAGAAUCCCGGACGAGUUCGAUCCGAUCUCCGACGACGUUGUCCGAGCCACGUUCAAGUUUAGUAACAAAGACAUCAAUGGACUCAGAAAGAAGGCCACCAAUGGGGAAAUGAAACAACAACUUUACCUCUCGAGUUUCGUCCUCACGCUUGCUUACACAACAACCUGUCUAGUUAAAACAAAAGGAGAAGGCCAAAGAGACGUCGUCAUCGACUUCGGAGUCGAUUGCAGGGCUCGUCUGGACCCUCCGGCUCCGCCGACGUACUUCGGUAACUGCGUCGUGAAUUAUUCGAACUCUGCGGAAGCAGGGAAGUUCAUGGGAGAAGAGGGUUUCGCCUUUGCUAUAGAUAUGGUGAGUGAAUUGGUGCAGAAGGUGAAAAGGGGUGUUCUUGAAGGUGCUGAAAUGAAGGUUACGAAUUUUUACGCUCCAAAAUUACCUGGUACGCAGUUAAUCAUCGUUGCUGGAUCACCCAAAUUGAAUGUCUACGAGGCGGAUUUCGGACUGAAUAGUACGAUCAAGAAGGUGGAGAUUGUGUCCAUUGAGAGGGAUGAAGCUGUUUUCAUGGCGGAGAGUAAAGGUGGAAAUGGAGGAGUUGAGGUUGGUUUGGCAUUGAAGAAGCAUGAAAUGGAGAAAUUUGCUGCUUUGUUUUCUGUUGGAUUAACAAGCCUCCAUUAACGUUUGAUAUCAUUG